AUGAAUGCCAGGAUACUACUGCUGCUUCCUCUCUGUCUGGGUGUUGCACACACCUUCACACCAAGGCGACGCCAGCAAAACAAGGUGUUACAGCUAGACUGGCCACGAGACUGUGGGAUUUCAUACUACAUGCCAAACACAGCUGAACGGAUCGUCUCAGGUAACGAAGCAAGGCCGCAUUCAUGGCCAUGGCAAGUUUCACUACAGGUUCGACCCAGGGGCAGUAAAAACUAUGUGCAUGUGUGUGGAGGCACUUUGAUCCACAAGAACUGGGUGAUGACUGCUGCUCAUUGUUUCCAGAAGGGCAAAGCAGAAGAGCCAUCCAGCUGGCGCAUUGUUCUAGGAAAGCAUCGCCUCCGGGACACCGAGGCAGCCGAGCGCACAGUUGGAGUGCGGCGCAUCUACCAACAUGAACGAUUUCGCUACCCAGCUCACGACAAGCUGGACUAUGACAUUGCUCUAGUGAAGGCAUCCAGUGAAAUUAUAGCAAGCAAUUUUAUCCGCUAUGCCUGUCUACCACACAGGGGUAGCAUUCUAAAGUCUGGGCACUCCUGUUGGGUGACCGGCUGGGGCGACACAAGAGGAGGGAAAGAGAAUGUGUCUCUUGCGGAAACUCUCAACCAGGCCCGGCUACCCAUCAUCGACUUCAAUACAUGUCGACAGAAAAAGUUUUGGGGAGGUCGUGUGCGAGACUCCAUGAUCUGUGCAGGAUUCCAGGACACUGAAGGACCUCCUGCAGCAUGCCAGGGGGAUUCUGGAGGGCCACUUCUCUGCCAGCUGGCUCAGGAACGCUGGGAGGUUCAUGGAGUGGUGAGCUUUGGUCCAAUUGGCUGCACUGUGGAAAACAAACCAAGUGUUUUCACGAAGACAUCUUCCUAUCUUAACUGGAUAGAGGCCACACGGAUCAGGGAUUUCUUCAUGCAUUGAAAUGCAAUACUUAACAGUUCCAGCAAAGCAGCCACUGGACAAAAUAUGUCUACCAAAUGAACUAAAAAGUUCAAAAUUAGUGCUGCAAACAGAAUACUGAAUCAUCAUCAGGUGGAAAGAAAACCUACACAUUUAUCACAUGUUCAUCAGUUUAAAUAUUUCUAUUUGUAGAGCCAUGGAGCCUGGAGAAAGAAAACAACAUGGCACAAAAUUUCAAAUCAGCCUGGCAAAUGCAUAUUAAAAUUAGGUGCUAAACAAUCUGACAGAUAGUUAGUGAGA
This is a messenger RNA of Polypterus senegalus (gray bichir), 1206 nucleotides long. RefSeq lists its product as uncharacterized. Gene Ontology annotation, biological process: proteolysis. The transcript has 6 exons. Lineage: Eukaryota; Metazoa; Chordata; Cladistia; Polypteriformes; Polypteridae. The record is from RefSeq and is a predicted model, not a curated record. Gene Ontology annotation, molecular function: serine-type endopeptidase activity. Bases 1 to 927 code for a protein of 308 amino acids.